AUGCCUGGCGGGUAUCGGAUCGGUGUCCAUUUCCUUGCCACUGCACUACGAUUUCUCGAACCCCGUGUAGAUGAUGAUAUCGUCGACCGUUUACAUUAUCUCUACACCUCAACAAUUGUUCUCAUGUUUGCCUUACUCGUAUCGGCUAAACAAUAUGUUGGGCAUCCAAUUGAGUGCUUUGUGCCGGCACAAUUUACAAGAGCCAUGGAACAGUACACAGAGAAUUACUGCUGGGUACAGAAUACGUACUGGGUCCCGUUUCAGGAUCACAUCCCGCAUCGACUCGACGAUCGGGAACGACGACAGAUAGGCUACUAUCAAUGGGUUCCAUUCGUAUUGGCGUUGGCGGCAUUGAUGUUUCACAUACCGUCAUCAGUUUGGCGAUUACUAGCACCACAAUCAGGCCUGAAUGCUGGCUUGGUUCUUCAAUUGGCGUGCCAAGAUCAAAAUGUCGAUCCAACACAUCGAGAUCAGGCAGUGGGAAUUGUGGCUAGACAUAUCGAUGAUGCGCUCAUGUAUCAAAGGGAUCACGGCAGCCGCCGAAAGAACAUCUACAUCUUUGCCGUGGUUAGAGUCGGGAAAUUUUACGGAGCCUACGUGUCUUCGUGCUAUAUUUUUAUAAAAAGUCUUCAUUUGAUCAAUGUGGGCAUUCAAUUCGUUUUGCUGAACGCGUUCCUCGGCACAUCCGAUUAUCCACUUUUUGGUGCUCACGUUUUGUACGAUCUUUUCAUGGGUCGAGAGUGGCGAGAUUCGGGAAAAUUCCCGCGAGUCACCUUGUGUGAUUUCGAGAUCCGAGUACUCGGCAAUGUCCAUCGACACACCGUGCAAUGUGUUCUUGUAAUCAACAUGUUCACAGAGAAAAUCUUUGUCUUUUUAUGGGUUUGGCUAGCUGUGUUGGCUUUUCUCACCGCUGUCAACCUUCUUUUUUGGUUAUUUGCUUUGUCGACAUCAAGUCUUCGUCAAUCGUUUGUCGCAAAACAUUUGGACAUGGAAAGCGAUCAGUUGGGAAGGUUUACAGAUCGUUUCCUUCGACCGGACGGUGUUUUCCUUUUGCACAUGAUCGCCAACCAUGCGGGAAAUCUUUUCUGCUCUAAGGUCACACAGUCUCUUUGGCAAAUUUUUCUUCGCCGUUCAGGGAGACCGGUUCUCGAGGAAAAGGUGGAGGGAAGUGAAACGGGAGAUCACGAUCUGAAUGCAAAUGCGGGUCCAAUUGGGAAUUUGACAAGAAAAAACUCGUGGAGUGAGGGAUCACUACCACCGCCAUUGGCCCCAAUUCCGACAAGAACGCAUUUCGUA
This is a messenger RNA of Mesorhabditis belari, 1296 nucleotides long. The record is from the annotation of a GenBank genome assembly. Lineage: Eukaryota; Metazoa; Nematoda; Chromadorea; Rhabditida; Rhabditidae.